GCGCCCCUCCUCAUGCCACGUGACAUUUACGACCCAGCUGUCCCUGACUCCCCUGCUCACUCUGCCUCAUCGCACGAGCACCAGCAGCAGCAGCAGCAGCAGCAGCAGCAGCAGCAGCAGCAGCAGCAGCAGCAGCAGAAGGAGCAGCAGCAGCAGCAGCAGCAGCAGCAGGUGCAGCAGCAGCAGCGGAUGGAGCAGCAGCGGCAGCAGCAGCAGCAGGAGGAGGCGCAGCAGCAGCAACGGAUGGAGCAGCAGCAGCAGCAGCAACCGCAGGCAGUGCAGCAACAGCAGCCGCAGCAGGAGGUGCAGCAGCAGCGGCAGCAGCAGCCACAGCAGCAUCAGCAGCAGCAACCACAGCAGCAACCUCAUCCAACUUCAAUCAUAGUGACUCUGAGGAUUGUCAACUUCUCCUAGGGCAGAUUACCCCCCAGUGCGCCAAACGCCAUAGCUCGCUCGUUAAGC
Molecule: messenger RNA, 462 nt
Organism: Closterium sp. NIES-67
Lineage: Eukaryota; Viridiplantae; Streptophyta; Zygnematophyceae; Desmidiales; Closteriaceae
Source: the annotation of a GenBank genome assembly